AUGCAGACCUUUCGCGUGGGUGCGCACGUGUGGGUGCCGGACCCUGAGCUCGCGUGGGAGGAGGGGUGCGUGGUGGAGGACCUGGGGGAAGGCAAACUGGCCGUGAAGAUCGAUAACCCCGGCAAGCCGGACUCCCCCUACCGUCUUCUUUCCCAUCACCUGCUUCCAUUACCAUCGUCCCGUCGUCUCAUCGUCUCCGUGCUAUCAUCCGCGGCAGAUUCGUCCCCAAUGGCAAUCACAUACGGCUCACGCCUCACUGCCGUCCUCAUUCUCAUCCCCCCUCCCCGCUCUGCACGGAAGCUAUGGGAGCUAUGGGAGCUAUGGGAGCUAUGGGAGGUGCACGCAUCGCUGUGCUGCAUGCGAGAACCCGAGGGCCCGCUGCUGGACGACAUGGUUCGCCUCACGUGCCUGCACGAGCCUGGUGUGCUCUCCAACCUCUGCCGCCGCUACCGUGCCAACCUCAUCUACGUGCGUCCUCCCUCUCACUCGCGCCCUGCUACCCACCCACUGUUCCCCCUUAGCUCCUUGCCCAGAGGAUCUAUCUUGAUAGCGCUGAACCCGUUUGUGCGCAUACCCGGGCUGUACGACGCAGCAAUGAUGCGCCAGUACCACGGCGUGCCCCUCGGCCUGCUCUCACCACACGUCUUCGCCACUGCAGAGAACGCCUUCCGGGCCAUGAGGGAGGGAGGUCGCAGCCAGGCCAUUCUGAUAAGUGGGGAGAGCGGAGCCGGCAAGACGGAGACCACGAAGCUCAUCAUAGAGUACCUCGCCCGCGCUGCUGCCCACAGCGACCCCACCUCCCUGCCUUCCCCCACCACCGUCCUCCCCAUUCCCUCCGCCUCCCUCCCCGCCCUGCACAUCCACCCGCCUGGCUCGACCUCCGCCUCUCCAAGCAUAGAGUCCCUUGUUCUUCAGCCACUCAUCGCAACCACCAUUAUCCCUCCUCUUGCCAUUCCUGAGUGCUUGCCCCCUACCCACCACCGCAGCCGCUUUGGCAAGUUCAUAGAGCUGCAGUUCGGGCAGGGGGGCGGGCUGACGGGAGGGGUGGGCUGUGGGGUGAAUCGUGCUUCAACUCAACUCCCCUUUCCAUUGCCAUCAUGUGCCCCCUACCCACCUCCGCAGCCGCUUUGGCAAGUUCAUAGAGCUGCAGUUCGGGCAGGGGGGCGGGCUGACGGGAGGGGUGGGCUCCGCUUUGGCAAGUUCAUAGAGCUGCAGUUCGGGCAGGGGGGCGGGCUGACGGGAGGGGUGGGCUGUGGGGUGAAUCGUGCUUCAACUCAACUCCCCUUUCCAUUGCCAUCAUGCGCCCCCUACCCACCUCCGCAGCCGCUUUGGCAAGUUCAUAGAGCUGCAGUUCGGGCAGGGGGGCGGGCUGACGGGAGGGGUGGGCUCUGCUUUGGCAAGUUCAUAGAGCUGCAGUUCGGGCAGGGGGGCAGGCUGACGGGAGGGGUGGGCUGUGGGUUUAUAGAGCUGCAGUUCGGGCGGGGGGGCGGGCUGACGGGGGCAGCGGUGCGCACAUACCUGCUGGAGCGGUCACGAGUGGUACACAUCGCAGACUGCGAGCGCAACUACCACAUCUUCUACCAGAUGUGCCAGGGGCUCUCCAAUGAGGAAGCAGCGGCUCUGCAGCUUCCUCCAGACCCCAGCACGCGCGCCCACCACUUUCACUACCUCAACCAGAGCUCCUGCUUCCACCUGCCUGGCCGCGCCUCCGACGCCGACGAGUUUGCCGCCACCAUGGCAGCCAUGCGUGCCGUUGGCAUCACCGCUCAGCAGCAGGACUCAAUUUUGAAAAUACUGGCAGCCAUCCUCCAUAUAGGCAACUUCACGUUUGAGCAGAGUGGCUCGGACCUGGUGCUGGAAGUGCCUCAUGCAGAGGCGCAUCUGGGUGCCGCUGCCGACCUGCUCAGAGUGGACAAGGAAGCGAUGCGAGAGUGCAUCACAGUGGUGACCAGGCGGGUGGGGCCGGAAGUCAUUCGCAGCCCAGCGGACGACCGCACCGCCUGCUUACGCCGCGAUGCCCUUGCCAAGGCGCUCUACUCGCGCGUCUUUGACUGGCUAGUGGAGCGCAUCAACGAGUCAAUACAGCAGACAGGCGGGAUGGAGGAAGGCAGGUGCAUUGGCGUGCUGGACAUCUAUGGCUUUGAGCACUUCGAGACAAACAGCUUUGAGCAGCUGUGCAUCAACCUGGCCAAUGAGAAGCUGCAGCAGCACUUCAACCAGCCUGUGUUGAGGGAGGAGCGGCAGGUGUAUGAACGGGAGGACAUCACAUGGAACCUUCAUGCCUUGACUGCCCUUCACACCCUGCCCCUCUCUCUCCAUCUCCGCACCUCCCCCCUGCAGCAUGUGUUGAGGGAGGAGCAGCAGGUGUACGAGCGCGAGGGCAUCAAGUGGGACUUCAUUGACUUUGACGACAACAGCGACGUGCUUGACGCCAUUGAAGGGGUGCGUUACUCCCUGCUUGAGUUCAUGGCCAAGAACACAGACGUGACCAUCCCAGAGCAGCAGCAGCUGCUAGAGCAGUCCUCAAACGAUCUUCUCGCUGCCCUCUUCUCCCCGCCUCCCGCCAACCCUCCCUCCACCCCGACCUCCCCCUUCCUACCCACCCCGGGUAGCCCCCUCCCCACCACCCCCGGCAAACCUCCCUUCCCUGGCGCAUACUCCUAUAUGAACGCCGCUGCUGCUGCCACAGCCACUGCUGGAGACCCUGCCAACGCCCCUCCCAGCCCCGCGUCUUCCCUUUCAAGCCCCUUUGGCCAGCGCCUCAACGCCUUCAGAAGCCCCUCUGCCAGUGCUGAUGCGGGCGGCCCGGGCGGCGUGGGGCGGCGGCUGCUUGGAGGGCCUCAGAGCCCCCUGGGGGAUGGGCAGAGCCCGAGGGGAGGGGGCGGGGGAAUGAGAGGCAGUGCAGGAGGGAGAGGAGGGGGGUCGCGUGUUACAUCUCUGGGCCGGCAGUUCAAGCCCCUUGCUGCUGCACCGCCCUUCAUGAUGCCGCCUCUGCUGCCGCCCGCUCCACCUUCAUUCUGCCGCUUGCCUCUGCUCCUCCACAACCCCCGCACUCAACCUCGCCGCAGCACCUGUCCCAACCUUCUAAAGCACUCCCCUCCCUUCACCAUGUACUGCAAACAAACCUUGUCUCAACGCACACGGAUCGCCUCACACCCCUUCUGCCUGCUCUGCCUCCGUCCCGCCUUCGCCCCCAACCCACUGGCCUCGCUUCAGCUCCAGCUGGCGCAGCUGAUGAAGACACUGUCUGCCAUGCAGCCCCACUACGUGCGCUGCAUCAAGCCAAACGCCGCCAGCCACCCGGCUGUUUUUGACUGGCUCUCUGUGGCCAGUCAGCUGCGCUCUGGGGGCGUGGUGGAGGCCAUUCGAGUGUGCUCUGCCGGCUUCCCAUCGCGCCGCCCCUUCGGGGAUUUCAUCGAGCGCUUUGCCCUGCUGCUGCCCCCUGACUCUCCUGCUGCGCUCAAGCUCUCAACGGCAUCGGAGCCUGACAUUGUGAAGCUCAUUCUCACCAAUGCCAAUCUCACAGGCUGGCAGGUGAGUGUGACAGGCUGGCAGGUGAUUGUGACAGGCUGGCAGGUGGGGCGCACCAUGGUGUUUCUGCGUGCGGGGCAGCUGCGGGCGUGUCAAGCAUCUCUCACUUUCUCCCCUCCCAUACCCCUCCCACUAUCGUCCCCAGGUGGGGCGCUCAAUGGUGUUCCUGCGGGCAGGGCAGCUGCGGGCGCUGGAGGCGUGUCGAGCAUCCUCUUGAUCAACUUCUCCUCUCUCACCCACCCUCCUUCCGCCGUCCAGGUGGGGCGCUCAAUGGUGUUCCUGCGUGCGGGGCAGCUGCAGGCACUGGAGGCGUGUCGGUCGCAGCGUGUGGACGCGGCAGCAGCGGCCAUCCAGAGAACUGUGCGGCGCUACCUGUGGCGCAAGCACCGCCUGCAUGCCACUGUUGUCAUUCAGAGCGCCUGGCGAGGCUACCUCACUCGGAGGAUAAUGAGAGUGCAUAGAGAGCGCAGAGCAGCGGUGCGCAUUCAGAGCUGGUGGCGCGGGCUGGUGGUGCGAUGUGGCUUCCUGGAGCUGCGCCGCGUGGCCAUCCUGCUGCAGCGCCGCCGCCGGGGGCAGAUGGCGAGAUAUGCGGAGGAGUGGCAGCAGCAGCACUGGGCUGCUAUCACCAUUCAGGUCGGUUCACUCGCGGUGCAUCUGAGCGCACUGGAGGGGGUACUGCAGUCGCCGCCCCUGGCAACUGCUGCAGCAGCACCUGAGGAUGAGAGUCGCCAGAAUGAGGCUCAACCGCCUCAAACGGGCUUACAUGGUUACUUGUCGCACUUUGCGUGUUCUGAUUCUGAGUGUCCCCCAUGGUGGUGCUUUGGUCCCUCCCCCAUGGUGGUGCCUUGGUCCCUCCCCCAUGGUGGUGCCUUGGUCCCUCCCCCAUGGUGGUGCCUUGGUCCCUCCCCCAUGGUGGUGCCUUGGUCCCUCCCCCAUGGUGGUGCCUUGGUCCCUCCCCCAUGGUGGUGCCUUGAUCCCUCCCCCAUGGUGGUGCCUUGGUCCCUCCCCCAUGGUGGUGCCUUGAUCCCUCCCCCAUGGUGGUGCCUUGGUCCCUCCCCCAUGGUGGUGCCUUGGUCCCUCCCCCAUGGUGGUGCCUUGGCAGCGCAGCAGCAGGCGGAGCUGGCCCCGCCGCGCAAGAAGUUGGACAUGGCUGUUGAUGCCAUCCGCCUGGCCGUGCUGCGCGUCAUGCGGGACAAGGCAGAGCGUGCGAGGGCAGCAGCAGAGGAGUCAGUAUCCGCCCUGCAGAGGGAGCUGGAGGUUCGGUCCCGCCACGCCCAUGCCCUCGACCGAGACCUCCGAGCCACCCGCUGCGACCUUGAGAUCCGAACCUCCGAAGCCGAGGCUCGCAUCGCCGAACUUGAGGCGGAGGCUCGGGAGGCAGACCGUCAGCGACGGGAGUGGGAAGCUCGGGUGAGCGAGCAGGAGGCGGUUGAGAGGGAGGUGAGGGAGAGGAGGAGGGAGGUGGAGCAGUGGAGGAGGGAGGCCGAGGGGAAGGAUGCGGAGAUUAGGAGACUGAGGGAGGAGUUGGAGGUAGUGAGGGGGAGGCUGCGGGAGGCUGAAGGGCAGGUGAUGGGAUUGAAGCAGGAGGUGAUGGUUGUUGAAGGGCGGGUGGAGUUAAUAAGGGAGGAGGCAGAAGGGGCUGAGAGGAGGGCGGAGGAGGAGAGAGCACGGGUGGAGGCAGCGGAAAGAAGGGCCGAGGAGCUGAUGAGGCAAGUGCAGGAGAUGAAGGCAGAGCUAGAUGAAUCCGUGGCUGCUCUUGCUGCUGCUGCCGCUGCCGCUGCCGCUGCUGCUGGUGGUCACGCCUCUGGUGAUGCCUCUGCUGGUGCUUCUGCUGCUGUUGGCAGGCCUGGAACUGGGGUGAUCCCAGGGCAGAUGAUGAUCGAGUGGCACAGUGGGGACCCCAGCAGGGCAGAGCAGGCAGGGCGGGAGGGGGCGGCGGUGUCGGGCUUGGCACCGCCGUCAGUGGUGUCAGGCGUGGAGGAGGCGUCGUCCUCAGUGGUGCUCAUGCGGGGGGAGGAAGGGGACACUCUCACUGACAUGAUCAGCGAACGAACCCCAGAUGGAGUCACCCCUGAUGACGACGGAUACACCUACACCUACCUCGUCUCCCCUCCUCCCCCACCUCCCCCUCCACCCCUUCCGCCGCAUACCACUGCAGCAGCAGACAACCCUACCCCAGGAGGCCUCUCCCCGCCGCUCCCGGACUUCCCCGCGCCGCCUCCUCCAGCCUACCGCAGCCCGCCAGUGGGGAUGAUCGUGCCGCCGCGCUGCCACUCCGACCGCCUGCGCUCCUCCCCCUCCACCUCCAGCGUGGGCUCCCUAGACGAGGACUGGAGCCUUAGGGAGGGGAUGCUGGGAGGUGCUAGGCCGUCAAUGGCAAUGCGCCUGGGAAUGGGGGGAACGGGGCCACCAGGGGGGUUCCGGGGUGGGCCUGGGGGAGGUGCGACCUGGGGCGGGUUUUACGGCCGGGCAGGGAGUGCUGGAACGCCUUCGGUGGUGAGCUUCGGCGGGGGAAGUGGGGGAGGGUCGGGCGGAGCCGGAGCAGGAGGGAGUGGUUCGGCACCGAGCCUGCACCAGAUGAUAGCCUUGGCAGAGAAGGAUCGGGACAUGGCGGCGCGGCUGGGAGCAGAGGCGGACUGGCUGAGAGGGGCGUACAAGGAGACAAGGCAGGAGGCGAGUGUGGCGCGGGCGAGAGCAAGGCAGGCGGAAGCAAGGAUGGAGGAGGUGAGGCGCGAGCUGCUGCAGUGGCAGGCUCUGGCGGCUGAGCUGCAGCAGCAGGUGCACUCGCUGCAACGACAACUCGACAGCUCGACAGGUGCGCUGCUGAAGGACGGGGCAGGUGGACAGGUGGGUGCACUCGACAGGUGCGCAGUGCACGUGCAUGAACAUCCGCAGCAGGUGCACUCGCUGCAGCAACAACUUGACAGCCUGCAGGCGGGGAAGAAGGAGCACAUGGAGGGGCCAGGGGCAGGGACGAGGGGCAUUGCGCAGGAGAGGGGGCGAGGCAGGGAGAGGGAGAGGAGUGGGCGGCCGGGCAUUCUCACUCGCCGCCUGCUGCAGCAGCAGCCGCAGUAUGGCGGUGGGGGUGGCAGUGGAAUGGUGCCCUCGUCUCCUGUAUCGCCCACGUCAGGAGCCAUGUCUGCCUCUGCUCCCUCCUACUCCUCCCAGGUGCAGUACCUGCUGCGCUAUGUGGUGCAGUACCUGCUGCGCUACGUGGUACGACCGCUUGGUUUCACCCCCUCGGGCCACUCAGUGCCUGCCUGCUUCCUCUUCACCAUCCUCCGCUUCUGGCCGCACCUCUCCUUCCAUGCCCCUCCUCCCUCUUCUACCACCACUGCCAACACCACCAACGCUUUCUCGACUGCACUACCAAGCAACCUCCCUAGCACACCCACAGCAGCAGCAGCGGCUGGUGCUUCAGCCGCCCCUCCCUUCCUCCCCCCCUCCACCCCUUUCUCCCCCUACUCCCCUUACUCCCCCUACUCCUCCGCCUCCUCCCUCCCCUUCGCCUCCCUCUCCCCCUUCUCCUCCCUCUCCCUCUCCGCAUCCCCCAUCCCACCACACGACGAGGUGCUAUCAGCCAUCCGCACGGCCCUGCAGCGCUCAGCAGGGAGCCUGGAGCGCCUGGCGUAUUGGAUCUCCACGCUUGUUGCCCUGCACGCCCUGCUGCUGGGGGGGCUUAAGCCCGCCCGCUGGCAAGCCAUGGCUGCUGCGGCGGCGGCAGCGGUGGCGGGGGGAGGGGUUGGGGGAGGUGAGAUGGAGGCGGAUUCGCAGCAGGCGAAGGGGCGGGCGGAGGAGGUGGUGGGUUCUUCUGCUGUUGCGUCUCCAACGCUCAAAGCUCCUUCAUCUCCCAGUGAAGCUGCAGCAGCAGCAGCUUCUGCUGCUGAUGGGUUCACAGCCGCCACUGGCGCCAGUCCCACUACUGCUACUGCUAGAAUUCCUGCCAGGGCUAUGUCUGCCGGGAGCGCUGUGGGGGCAACCAACCCAGCAGCAUCAAGUAGCAGCAGCACGUCUGGCAGUCGCAGCAGCAUCAAGGCUGCGGCCUCUUUCUUCAGUGGGCUCUUCUCCUCCCGCUCCUCCUCCUCCUCGCCCGCCCCUCCCUCUGCUGCUUCUGCUGCGCCUGCCGUGCCGCCUCCGUCCCGUCCACCCCCUCGCCCCACCCAGAACAACAACCGUCCGCAGCACUCCUAUCCCCACCAUGCUCCCGUACCUCACUCGCUCCAUGUGGCCACAGCUUCUACUGCUGGACCUCCUUCCACCACUGCUAGUACCGCCCCCAAUGCUUCUCUCAAUGCCUCUUCUGGUGUUGCUACCACCACUCGUAUCCCAGGAGCCCCACCGCCCUCCUCCUCCCUUCCCACCGCUUCCUCCUCUCCUGUGCCUGCCUCUGCCUGCGCUGUUCCGCGCGCCGGCACCACCAGCCUGGCGUGUGCUCCCACGGGGCAGGACGCUGACUCUGCAACAGCUGGACCCACUGGCUUGGUGAGGCCUGGCAGCGGUGGUAAGGGGUGGACGCUGAUUCUGCUGCACCCGGACCCACUGGCUUGCACCUCUCCCUCUCUUCUGAUCCUUCCGCUCUUCCCCACUCUACUCUCGCCUCUUCCCUCCCUCCCACCAGCGGAGACCAUGCCACUAGCACACAAGGUGGACGCGUGUGUGCACCAUGCCGUGGGACUGUUCGCACUACCAGCGGAGACCAUGCUACUAGCACACAAGGUGGACGCGUGUGUGCAGCAUGCAGUGGGGCUAUUCACGCACCACUGCACCUCGCAAGUCGCUGCCCUCCUGCAACCACCUCCACAGCAGCCGCAAUCACAAGGAAAUGAGGGGACGGCAGCAGAAACAACACCUGGAAGGCGGAGGAGCACGGGAGGCGCAUUACCCAAGUUCCCGAGCGUGGCUCUGAAGGAGCACGUGGGCAGCACGUGGAGCAGUGUGGUGGGGGUGCUGCGGCGGGCAGCACUAGUGCUGUUGGAGAACCAGGUGCCGCCACCCGUCAUCCAGAGCGUGCUCAAGCACCUCCUCGCCUUCAUCAACGUGCGCGUCUUCAACAGGUACAGUCGUGUUCAAGAGGUGCACAGCACGUGGUGCCCGUGCACCUCUUCAACAGGUAAAGUCGUCUUCAACAGGUAA
Closterium sp. NIES-65 is the source of this 8664-nucleotide messenger RNA. Lineage: Eukaryota; Viridiplantae; Streptophyta; Zygnematophyceae; Desmidiales; Closteriaceae. The record is from the annotation of a GenBank genome assembly.